GCCUUAGCUUCCGUGCCUAAUCACAACUAGUUAGGCACCAUUAACUCCUUACACUAAAACCAUUUUUUAACUUGACUCCAUUACUCUCCCUCUAAUCAACCUUCCUCCUCCGCCGCCGCUACGGCCUACACCCACCGUGACCACCACUAUUAUUUAGUAUACCCACCGUCCUAUCGUAUUCUAUUUUAAGAUCUUACCUUUCCCAUAUUAUACAUAUAUAUAUAUAUAGGUAAUAUACCAAAAUUUAUCCUUCUUCAUACAUAUUUUGUCUCUGUCGAACCGUAAAGAAAUGUGUCUUCCAUUUCGACCGGUAUCCAAAACCCUUUCUUCCUCUUCUUCUUCGACUAUCGCGACGCGUAUGAUAAAUUGCAUACUACUUUCCGCAUUCAUUUGCUUGGUCUACCUCCUCAUCUCGGCCUCAAGGCUUCAAUCUAAAACCUCUAUUCAUGCCUACUUCUCAUCUUCUGAUCAAGAUCAAUCUAAGAGCCUAACAAAAAUCAACCACAUCGUCUUUGGGUUAGGCUCAAGCACGAACUCUUGGCCUGCGCGUAGAGAUUACGUUAAGCUUUGGUGGGAUGCUCAGAAAAUGAGAGGCUGCGUCUUCGUUGACCAACCUUUGUCGUCUUCGGAGAACCACACAGAUUCUGAUCUCCUUCCUCCGAUUUGUAUUUCCCAAGAUACUUCUCGGUUCAGGUACACUUGGAGAGGUGGUGACAGAAACGCGAUCCGAAUUGCGCGGUGCGUUCUAGAAACUGUCAGGCUAUUCAACGCUUCCUCAGAAGAGAUAAGAUGGUACGUGUUUGGAGACGACGACACAAUAUUCAUCCCAGAAAACCUCGCUCGAACGCUAUCCAAAUACGACCACACAUCAUGGUAUUACAUAGGAUCGAACUCAGAGACUUAUAUUCAGAACUCGAUAUUCGGACACGACAUGGCUUUUGGCGGUGGAGGGUUUGCUUUAAGCAGCUCAUUGGCUAAUGUUUUAGCUAGAAACUUUGAUUCUUGUAUCGAACGGUAUCCACAUUUGUACGGAGGAGACUCUAGGGUUCAUGUUUGUGUGCUCGAGCUUGGAGUUCAAUUGUCUCGUGAGCCUGGCUUCCAUCAGCAGUUUGAUGUGAGAGGAAAUGCAUUGGGAAUAUUGACAUCACAUUCAACGAGACCGUUGGUGUCACUACACCACAUGGCUCACAUUGACCCAAUCUUUCCAAACUCAACCACUUUCUCCGCCGUCCGCCACCUCUUCUCCGCUGUAGAAUUCGACCCUCUCCGUAUAUUUCAACUUUCCGUUUGCUACGACCGUUGGUACUCUUGGACCAUCUCCGUUUCCUGGGGCUAUACUGUUCAGAUUGAAAGUAGGCAUUUGUUAUUACCGGAUGCUUUGCGGACACAAGAGACGUUCCGGCCGUGGGGACAAUCCGGAUACACAUUCAACACAAGAGAGAUUCAUCCUGAUCCAUGCCAAAGACCUGUCACUUUCUACAUGGAACAUGUUUCUUCUAGUCGCCAUAAUGGAACCAUUAGAAGUGUUUACAAGCAAGCUUAUGAGAAUUGCACCUACGAUCCCAUUACAUCGCCUCGCAAAAUCCAAGAGAUUAGAGUGUUUUCAAAAAGACUCGAUCUCGAUAUCAGACAAUUGAAGGCUCCCAGAAGGCAGUGUUGUGAUAUAUUACCUACUUCUUCCACUGGUGGCAAAGUAAUGGAAAUUGGACUGCGAGAGUGCAAAGAGGAUGAGCUCAUCUAUAUGCAUCCCUAGCUAUAAUUUUCACCGUAACUAUAUACAUACACUAUACUUUUUCGGGAUAUAUUGCCAUCCCAACCAACAAAUUAGUUUUAGCUAUUUUCUAUACUCAACAUUAAAAUAUAUAUAUAUAUAUAUAUAUAUAUAUAUGUUGUUAAUUGGCUGGUUGCCUUUCAGCUUUUGGGGGCUUUAAUUUGUAGUUACAAAUUUUUGAUAUAUUCACCAGUCGUAACAAUUUUCUGGAAUA
Messenger RNA from Camelina sativa (false flax), 1985 nucleotides. RefSeq lists its product as uncharacterized. NCBI's taxonomy places the organism in Eukaryota, Viridiplantae, Streptophyta, Magnoliopsida, Brassicales, Brassicaceae. The record is from RefSeq and is a predicted model, not a curated record.